AUGUGUGCCCGAGCAGAGGAGUUGGCUAAUAUGUGCACCGAGGAGAAUGAUGUGAAAGAGUUGGUUACUGUGGAUAAUCUUCAGAUGGUGGGACUGUUACCCAGUAACCAGAACAUGACGGUAGAGAGUACUACUGAGGAGGCGAAUGCAAUCGACCAGUCCAACACCGAUACUGAGGUAGUGACCGAUCAGUUCUCUCCUAGACCAUCUCUCCACUCUCCCAGACUAGAUUCAGAGAUGUUUAGGCAAUUCAACACCUCUCUUGCCCCAAAGAGGAAAUCUGGGGAAGGAAGUGGCUCCACCCCUCCAAGCAAAGUCCCAAGGACAACUCCGCCCAGCCAAGGGAGACAACCCAAGGAGUCUAUUACAAUCCCGCAGCUGACCCCUUCCUUGCUUCCUCCCUCUGCGAGCCUAACCCCUACUCGCCUGACUGGCUUGAGUGAGGCCCUUCGCACUACUGGUAAUAUUGGAAAGGAACUGCUCAACCAGACUCUCCGCGAUGCUUCAACGAUUCAAAGCUUUGAAUCCUUACCUCGGCUUAGUGUUGAAGUCGUCUUACAAAGAGGUCUCGCUCAGUUGAUGAAUGUAACUAAAGUGGAGACUUUAACCUCUUCGGAAAGGGAUCUCAGAUCCAAGGUGGAGCAGGCAGAGAAGACCGUGGCUGAGCGGGAUGAGUCUCUUAGGGGGCUGGCCGACAAGAACCAAAAACAAACCCAAAUCAACAAGUCGUUGACCGAUCAGCUGGAGAAACUGACUCGUGAGAACGAGGAAUUGACUCGUGAGAGUGAGGAGCUAAAGUGA
Humulus lupulus (European hop) is the source of this 801-nucleotide messenger RNA. RefSeq lists its product as uncharacterized. The record is from RefSeq and is a predicted model, not a curated record. Lineage: Eukaryota; Viridiplantae; Streptophyta; Magnoliopsida; Rosales; Cannabaceae. The transcript is spliced from 3 exons. The coding region runs from base 1 to 801 and encodes 266 amino acids.